Molecule: messenger RNA, 1201 nt
Organism: Dromaius novaehollandiae (emu)
Lineage: Eukaryota; Metazoa; Chordata; Aves; Casuariiformes; Dromaiidae
Product: HAUS augmin-like complex subunit 1
Exons: 9
Coding region: 57-932 (291 amino acids)
Biological process (GO): centrosome cycle; spindle assembly
Cellular component (GO): HAUS complex; cytosol
Source: RefSeq, a predicted model, not a curated record
GGCGGCGCGGGGGAAGCUGGGAAGGAGGCGGGAGGUUCAAGGCAGCGGUGGCGGCCAUGGAGGAGAAGGCUGUGGUGGAGAAGCUCCAGCGGGUUACUUUAUGGCUAAAGAAAAUAUUUGGGGAUCAGCCCAUUCCACAAUAUGAAGUGAAUGCAUGGACCAUUGAUAUCUUGUAUGAGCUUGCUGAACACAAUGAAGCCAGGGAUAGGGAUGUUUCUUUGCUGAUAGAGGAUAUGAACCAGAAGGCAGCAGAAUAUGAAGUAGAAGCCAACUUUCUACAGGACGUUCUCACAGAAAUCCUGGGUUUUUCCUUAUCUAGUCUGUCCAGUGAGGGCAUCAGCUACCUAAAUGAGCUGGUAAACACUGCGAUGAUACUUGAAACAAAGGACACUUCUCUUGCCAGUUUCGCCUGUGCCAUCAACGAUCUGACUUCAGAUCUGCUUGCAGUAGAAUCAAAAAACAGAGAAAUGGAACUGGAAUUGACCAGCAUUAAGAAAAAACUAACUGCAGCGCUGAUGCUGGAAAAGCGGUUACAAGAGGACCUUAAAAAAACAGAGGAACAUUUGGAGGUAGAAAAAGCAAAAGCUGAGAGCCGAUCCCAGAACUUGAAGUUCCUGAAAGACAAAUCUGAGGAUUUCAAAAUCAGGAUCAAGGCUGCUGAGGAGCAGCUUGCUGCCACAGGGUUGGACCAGUCUUUGACCCAUCAAUCGUUAGUGAACCUGUCUGAGAAACUGGCUGAAUUAGAGAAAGAAGUUGUGCCUUUGAAGAAGGAACUGGAGUCCUACCUCGAUUUAACUCCUAAUCCUUCCCUUGCACAAGUGAAGAUUGAAGAAGCAAAACGAGAACUGGAUGCCUUGGAGGCCGAGUUCUCAUCACAGCUCGACAUGCUGACUCUUUCGAUGCCAGAGCCCAGCAAACUCCAAUUCACCUGAAGUGGCCUGUGUGGAAGAAGAUGUCCUUUCUAACUGUCUAUUUAUUUGCACUAGUAAAACCUAUUGGACUUCUAAAUGUACUUUUGCAGCUUUCUGCCUUUCUUGCUGCUGGAUGGCACACUUGUGACCUUUCAGCAAGCAUGUUCAUUUUUUAGGGUUUGUGUAGCGUGCAUUUGUAAAAAAAAAAAAAAAAAAAAAAAAAAAAAAAAAAAAAAAAAAAUCACCUAUUUUUCCAUAAAAUAAACUCCAAACACUCUUGUUUCCUUAAA